UUUUCAGGUCGUUUGCUGAGGUUUAGGCUUUGACAAACUUUAUUUUUAAAAAAAAAAACCUCCACUGUAAUAAUGCUUAGACUCUACUCCAUUCAUUCCCAUUGGUGGUGAUGGCAUUUAGGCUAAUCCAGAUUACCUGUGUUCAGUCAUGCACUUAGUUCAGAUCUAUUCCUGCACCAAAUCAGAUUACAGUGUCAUGUACAGUACAAUGCAUAACAUGAUCAGUACAUUUAAAACAGGUUUACGAUAAAAAGUGUCCUGAAGUGUUAGUAUUGUAAUCACCAUUGUCAAGUCAGGUGUAUUUCUCAUUUGCACAAUAUGUUGAGACAUGUGUGUUGCUUUGAAAUGCUUAUGGCGAGACUCACAAUAAGUGAAUUGCUUACAUGUAACAGAAUAUAAUGUACAGAUCACACACAAGACAAUAAAUAAGUACAAUAUGUUAGUGGGGAACGAGUGAGAGAAAAUUGGUGUGCACAAGACAAGUAUAAAGUGAUUCAGUAGAUAUAGGUGUAAAGUGGCUAUAGUUGACAGUGAGCAUGUAAAUGUGACACUCUGAAUAGGAAUGAACCGGCUUACAGGCUGUUUAGGAACCUGAUCUGUAAAUUUUUUUUAAAAAAUUACACCAUUCUAUGUUUCUCAUUUCCAUCAAAUUAUAGUACUGGAGCUCAUUUCCGCUUGCUUUUCCACGUAAAUCCUUACACCCCUGCUUAUUGUAACACUGUCAGUGUUUAAGAGAUGUACGUAAGUCUAGAGCAAUUACACACUCAUCUUCUGUUAAGCAGAUUCAUAGAUCAGUAGAGUUUGCCCAGGAAGCGCUUUUAAUUUUUAUAGCUGUCUGUACUUUAAUCUUGCCGUUACCUUGACCCACUUGUCUGUCGAGGCUGUGUAUUAAGGAACAGUCGAACUUGCACUGUUUCAUUAAAGUGGCUGGGUAUCUAGUAUAAGACACGUGCUCAGCUCUGGUCUUAUAUGUUCAGAAUUAUAUGUAACUGUGUUAAUGUGUUAAAGGGGAUUAAUUGGGAACACUACAGGGUGUCCCAGAAGCCUCCAUAUGUAAGGGAUAAUGUAAGCCAGCACCCGGUCAGUUGUGCCUUCAUCAGUGGAUGUUCGUGGAGGUCCACUUCUCAGUUUGUCUGCAACACUUCACUUCCAGUCUUUUUGAAUUUGUUAAAAGUUUGGCAACAGUGUCGUGUGUGGUGUGUUUGCCACGUUCCCUGAUAAAGUCCAUCGCAAUCUUGUGACAGCUUCCUUAUCCAGCCAUGAGAAUGAUUUCAAUACGUUCUUCUUUUAUCAAGGGCAUUCUUAAAGGCUAUCUGAAUAAAAAAUAAUAAGAAUAUAAACAAAGUAUGAAAAACUUAUAAUAUCCCAGGUAUUGUAUUAAAUAUUGAUGUAGUUAAGACUCCGAGACUUGGUCAGCUUUUUAUCAAGUAUAUAUUGGUUGAUGGUAGGAGUGACACCCUGUAAUGCUGUCAGUUAAAGGCUCACUGCUGUAUAAUUACCCUGAUUCAGUUCUCACCUCUGUUAUUAGUGCAGACCUGUAAACCUUCAUGCAUUUUGUGUUGGAGCACAGCAUUUUAACAUCAGAGUCUGUGGUACGAGUUAUCACUCAAAUGUUCGUUGAAAGAGCAGUCCUCCCCCAAUAAAGGUGGCAAAUGAGCCAAUCGACAUAUGAAUCUGGAAUGAUUGACAGUUGCGUUGGUGGUUUGAACUCGCUGAUGUUAAUUGACAUACCCUGGAAGCCCCGCCUACUUCACCCUCUUUUACAUUAGUAACCUUUUGGACGGCGCACUCGUCUUGACUCGAUUUUCCUGCUUGAAAGAUGCGGCAGAAAGCAAGGAUGUAGGUUUACAACGAAGUGUCAAAUCUAAGACUUUACAAAUAAUUUUAAUGCUAACGAUAAUUUGAAAGUGAUGAAAAAUGCCAUUUCAUUUGGCAUUUUAAAUGGUUUGAGCAGCAGUAGAUGAACAAAUUGAGCAAAAGUGAAAAUUGUUAGCCAUGUGGAACCACUUCACAGUUUCUAUGAGAGACAUUGGACAAAAGACUAUAUAAAAAUGUACUGUUAUUUUGCUUACUGUUUACUUCAUUUUUACUUUGACCCCAACCCCCAUUUCAAGGCUUGCUCAUUAUUCCUCUUCAGGGGUAGCAGGUCUGUAUUUGUAUGAAAAGGUUAAUACUUCCAGGAAGCGUAUUUCUACUGAGUGCCUUUGGCUCUUAGGGUUCAUCAGUUCGUUAAUUGCACAACAUUUCAUAAGCCACGCAGGACACGAACAUAGCUGAUAGCAGGUCUGUGAAAGUGCUGAUGAAGAAGGAAUCCGUUGUAUAACCCCCAGCUGAACACAAAAUAAAGAUCAUCAAGGUUGGAUAUGAAAAGAGAUCUGUAAGUUCGUGGAUUCCUGCGUCAAGGUUGCUUUCUUCACCCUGGAUGUGAGCAGCAUUGGAGUACUGCCAAUAUACUUUGAGCCUUAUAAGUAAUGGAUCAACGAUACUCAGCUGAUUCUUCAGGGAGGCAAAUUGAAAAUUGUGAAAGCCGGAGAUAAGGACCUGGAUGGCCAGCUGGACUUUGAGGAGUUUGUGCAUUACCUGAGGGACCACGAGAAGAAGCUACGUCUGGUCUUUAAAAGUCUGGACAAGAAGAAUGACGGUCGCAUCGAUUCGCAGGAGAUUAUGCAGUCACUCAGAGACCUGGGGGUCCACAUCUCAGAGCAGCAGGCUGAGAAAAUCCUCAGGAGAAUUAGGAGGGGCCAUGUGUUUGCUCCCAUAAUGUACAUGGACAAGAAUGGAACAAUGACCAUCGACUGGAACGAAUGGAGGGACUACCACCUGCUUCACCCUGCAGACAACAUCCCCGAGAUCAUCCUGUAUUGGAAGCAUUCGACAAUAUUUGAUGUAGGUGAGAGUUUGAUGGUGCCUGAUGAGUUCACGGCAGAGGAGAAGAAGACAGGGAUGUGGUGGCGGCACCUGGUGGCAGGAGGUGGAGCUGGCGCAGUGUCGCGCACCUGCACAGCUCCACUGGAUCGACUCAAAGUUCUCAUGCAGGUGCACUCUUCUCGUAUGAACACCGUGUGCAUCGCUAGUGGUUUCUCUCAGAUGAUCCGCGAAGGUGGUGUGCGAUCAUUGUGGCGAGGAAAUGGCAUCAACGUCCUAAAGAUUGCACCUGAAUCCGCCAUCAAGUUCAUGGCCUAUGAGCAGAUAAAGCGGCUGAUUGGCAGCAAUCAGGAGACGCUGGGAAUUCUGGAGAGGCUGGUCGCAGGAUCUCUGGCUGGUGCCAUUGCGCAGAGCAGCAUCUACCCAAUGGAGGUUCUGAAGACUCGACUAGCCCUAGGAAAGACGGGUCAGUACUCCGGUAUCGCGGACUGUGCCAAACGCAUAUUUCAGAAAGAGGGCUUAGCAGCAUUUUACAAGGGCUACAUCCCCAACAUGCUCGGCAUUAUUCCCUACGCUGGAAUAGACCUGGCUGUCUAUGAGACUCUGAAGAACUCAUGGCUACAGACGUAUGCAACAGACAGCGCAGAUCCUGGCGUGUUUGUCCUGCUAGCCUGCGGCACCAUGUCCAGCACUUGCGGCCAGUUAGCCAGUUAUCCUUUAGCCCUGGUUAGGACGCGCAUGCAGGCUCAAGCAGCUACAUUGGAUGGAGCUCCUCAGAUGACCAUGAGCAGCCUGUUCAGACACAUUCUGCGGACGGAAGGCGCGAUGGGGCUCUACCGAGGCCUGGCACCCAACUUCAUGAAGGUCAUCCCAGCAGUCAGCAUCAGCUACGUAGUGUACGAGAAUCUAAAAGUCACACUGGGUGUCCAGUCCCGGUGAGAGACUGGCAGAUCUUUCUCCUUUUGAAUUUCUGUUGGGAUGCGAAAUGGACCUGGCGCUGACGAGAGAAAGGGACAGGCAAUCUUGGGUGGCGAGACCUGAGGUUUGAGUAGAUGUUCUCAUUCUGUGAAUGCCAGAGGGGCCAAGGAGGGGAGGAACAAAGAACACUAAGAGCAAACACUAAGAACCCAAACCAGAAGGUGGCCAUGUUAUUACACCUAGGAAUCCUACAUCUACUCUUCCUAGAAUUCCCAAACUGUAAUAGCCUGUUUCACUAGGGACCAAGAAGGUGCACCACUGUUUGUGGUGUCUUAAGGAGACUAAAGGAGUCUUUAGCUGCUCAUGCGUGCUCUUUUAAUCCAGUAGGUGGCAGUGUUGAAUAGCCAAGGGCUUAAGACCAGCACACCAAAUCCUACCCUCCAUUUCAUAUAUUUAAGCACUACAUUCGUCAUCAUUGUUGUCUUACUUAAUUUAUUAAGAUAGUUUAGGUGUUAUCCCAUGCAGAACCACCAGUUUCCUUCUAAAACAAACAGCAAUCUAUGUAGCUGAUAUAUAAAUAUAUAAAAAGACUUUAAUUUGAAGAAUUUUUAUUCCAAAGCCCAUGAAGUCUUUUUUUUCAUGUGUUACUGUUAUACAUGCUGUAAACAUCUAUUUAUUUACUUUUAAGAAAGAAGUUAAGAAAGAACAUGUAGGCAGCGAAUCACACACUUGGUAAUUGGCUUAUCAAUUACUAAUGACGUUCACCAAUCUGGAUGAAGAACUGGUUUAGGUUAAGAAAAGUCUCAGUGAUGCUUUUAAUGUAAAUGCUGUAUUUCCUGUAUAGGGGUGGAAUAUAGUGUAAAAAUCCAUUCACCCCCUAACGGGAAUCAACUCACUUCAAUUUCAAAUCAAUCAAUUCAGAAUCAAGUUGCUGUUUUGCACCUUAUGUGAAGCCUUGCCUUUACAAUUCAUUUUCACACAGUGUUAGUGCACAAGCAUGUCUUGUAUUCUUAUUGCCUUUUGUGAACAGAAAUGACAUCGAUUAGGAAAACCUCAGGAACUUUAGCGUUACCUAGGGAUGCACACUUGAAUCUUUAGACUGAAUGAUGCUAGAAUGAGAACACAAAAUUGUUUUUUUUUUUUUUUUUCGUUUUUUUUUUUUUUUUUUUUUUUUUUUUAAAUCCUGUUUUCAGGUUGUAAGAGGGCAGAAAGGGAAGUGCAUUGUAGAAAAAAAAAUGGACUAAUGCUCUGCUGCAUGGUUGACAAACUCUGCUCCAUUGGAGGGCUUCCGGGGCCUCACUUCUAUUUUAUGUUCUCUGUGCUCCAAGAUGUGAUUACACAUCCAUUAAUAUGGAUGUUAGACAAGGAUGUGGCCCUUCAGGAUGUGUGUUAGACAACAUUGCUUGAGUAUGACACAGUGACUCCAGAAGAGCUUGUAUUUUUCACCUGUCACAGAGACUAAGAAAAAAAAUGAGCCUUUAAAAAAAAAAUGCCUAUAGAUUAAUAUGCAUACAUGUGUACUUGUUAGUGUUAAUCUGCGUCCAGACAGAUAUCAAAUUUAAAACUAGCUCACGUGUCCCAGUAUCUCAUGUAAGAGAUCACAGCUUCCUAAACUAAUUGCAGUCUUAAUGAAAGAUAAAUCACCAUAGACGAAGGUUACUAUAAACAUUUACAGGCUAUGUACAUGUAUAUGUUCACAUAGUCUUCUAUGUUUGCUUUGUGUGCUGCUAACAGACUGUCAAUUCGUCGACUAAAGGAAGGCGGUUAAUAAAGUUAAUGUAGUGAUUCUAAAGGGAGCUUUAACAGAUUUGCGCGUUUUCAGUAUAAUGUCAGCUGAAUUUAAAGUGGCUUCUAAUUGGCAUGCAGGUUUAAUGGAGGAUAUAAGGUGUAGAAGGCAUUAGCUUGUGUUGAACUCCAUACCAGGUUCAGUCUAAGCUAUAAUUUCUAACACUAGACCAAUCAGUGUCUGUCUUAACUUUUUAAAAUUGCACAGCAAAACUAGUUGCAGAUUCACGCAAAAAAAAAAAAAAAAAGAAAAAUAUUUGGAUUCUGCACCUAUCUUUGUAAAUGGACUGAGCUGGAGCAGUAUUUUUCCCCUUUAACUUCGUCCUAUUGUUUUUAUGCAUGUAUGUGUGGUAAAGAAAUGUGUUCAACUGAUAAAGCAGAAUACUGAACAGGGCUUUACUAACAGCUUUGCCCCAUAGUGGAUGCCUCUGCUUCCCCUGUUGCAUUUUGCACUUUUCCCCGCCCUUGAGGCAACCUGUAUGCUAGAAGUGAUUGCUUGAUUGACAGAUCACGAGUGUUCAUAUGGCAAAGAUUGAUGGUGUACUUCUUCAAUAUUACCCAAGAUUCAAAUGUACAAGAAGAAGCCGCACCAUCAACACACUGCCUGAUGUGUAUGCUAUGUAGCGCCUUACUUUCAGCAGCCACCGUCUGGUAGCCUUUAUUGUAUGUACUGCUUUUGCAAACUGGAAAAUAUGCUAGAAUGCUGCUGUAAAUCCAGGCGGUGUCUGAGAAUGCAUUUAGCCGACUGGAUAAGAUCAUUUGUUUUACUGCUGUGAGACGCAGUGCACCACUGGUAUAUGACUGUGGUCCUGAUUACAAAUGAAAUGAUUAGGCUAGAUGAGUUUGCUGUUUACAUGUCAAGAAAAACAUUAGUUAAGUAUCUGAUAGGAAGUGGGGUAUGUCUUAUUUCGAUGUCUAAGCUUGUCAUCGGAAAUGCACAUAGAUGCAAUUCUACUGCAAGACUGUAUGUUAAUAUCUGGACCCCAAGGCUAAAAUGACCCUGAGCUGAAAUGUAAUAAUCAGUGCAAAUGUGUACUGGACUGUGUGUUGUCUCUGACAGAAUGCCUAAAGUGAAUGAAUGUAGAAUAAGUAUAUUUAUGUUUAUAUGAGAACAAAGUUCAAUAAAGAUAUUCUUAUUUCAA
Molecule: messenger RNA, 6710 nt
Organism: Pangasianodon hypophthalmus (striped catfish)
Lineage: Eukaryota; Metazoa; Chordata; Actinopteri; Siluriformes; Pangasiidae
Gene: slc25a25b
Product: solute carrier family 25 member 25b
Exons: 11
Coding region: 2665-3804 (379 amino acids)
Biological process (GO): transmembrane transport
Cellular component (GO): mitochondrial inner membrane
Molecular function (GO): calcium ion binding; ATP transmembrane transporter activity
Source: RefSeq, a predicted model, not a curated record